AUGAGGACCGACGCUUCAUUCGCCACCGCAACCGACUCCACCACUGCCGCCGAGACCGGCACGGUGGCUUCCAUGGAUUUUUCGUUCGUCAACGUCAACACCCCGACCCUCCAUGUCACAACUUCACCCAGACAUGAAUCGAUUGGGUUAGGUGCUGGUCUUACGCAGACCCAGGUCUGCGUGAACAUGAAGGCUCGUGAACUCCCAGACGACGACGAACAGCGUGCGCCCAUCGAUUUGAUUGUGGGUUUGGACGUCAGCGGGUCCAUGAAUAACGGCAAGCUGGAACUGUGCAAGAAGACCCUCUUGAUGUUGCUUCGUGUGCUGUAUCCCAAAGACCGAUUUGGUCUCAUUUGCUUCGCAGAGAACGCCAAAAUUGAAGUGCCCGUUCAAAGGAUGACCGAGGCUAAUAAAGCGCGAUGCGUGGAGAAAGUUCGCGCUUUGAGGACCCGCGGAUGUACGAACAUGUCGGCCGCGGUGGGCCUUGUGUGUGAGGAGAUGCGCCAGAUUGACAUUCCCAAUGAGGUCCAGACGGUGUUUUUCCUCACCGACGGGCACGCAAAUGCAGGUAUUUCCAAAGCGGACGCACUCGUGGAUUUCACCAAAAAUUGCUUUACGCAUGAAAGCAUGACGCUUCAAGGAACAGAAGGAGCAGAUGACCAACCGUCUGGUUCCCGUUUCCGUUUCCGUCGCCCUUCGCAGCCCAAGAACGUUCAAGAGGACGCCAAGCCCGCGGCUGUAAUGAUGGACACCGACGCAAAGCCACGAAGCCCCAUCACGCUAUGCACUUUCGGAUACGGUUCCGACCAUGACGCCGAUUUGCUCAGAAACAUGUCAGAUGUGGUCCCUGGCGGGAGCUACUACUUUGUUGAGAAUGACUCCAACGUGGGUGCUGCGUUUGGUGAUGCCCUCGGUGGUGUCCUCAGCGUUGUGGCGCAAAAUGUUGUGGUUUCGCUCACCGUUCCCCCCGAAGCAAAGGCAAAGGGUGUCGAAAUCGUGGACGUCCACCAUGAAAGCAAAGUCAAGCGAGAAAAUGGAUCUUACACCGUGGUGGUUGGAGACUUCUACGCUGAAGAAAGCAGAGACGUCCUGUUCGAGGUGAAGUUGGCUAACAGCAACGGAACCAACGACCGCAUCCACCACGUCGGUGUGGCUGUCUCCUACACUGAUACUCUCUUGAAGGCCCCGGCAAAGGCGCACCCCACAGCCUGUCUAAUCAGCCGCCCUCUUGGGACCGAUAUGUCUCUGCCAAAUCCUCACGUGGAGGUCAACCUGACGCGUCUGAAUGCAACUAAGGCAAUGGCUCAAGCAAAUUCCUUGGCCCAGGCCAGGAACUGGGAUGGCGCAAGGGCUUGCCUCCAAAGAGCCAAAGGCGAGGUCAAGGCUGCUUGGGCUUCUGCGCCCUCGCGCCACCGCGAGGACCUUGCCUCCCUUGAGGCCGACUUUGUGCAUCUUGAAGGAGGAUUCAGCUCUGCUGCCAUGUACGAGGCACAGGGAUCCAAAAUGGUGUCCAACAUGAGGAGCAGUCAUGUCAAGCAGAGGGCUAUGCGCUCCUCUGUGGGUUCGAGCUGGGAUAGGGGCAGCGCCCCCAGACCCGCCGCCUACCAGUCCAAGAAGAAGUGCGCAAUGCAGAGCAAGUUUUCGUCGUCGUCCUAA
Messenger RNA from Seminavis robusta, 1656 nucleotides. The record is from the annotation of a GenBank genome assembly. NCBI's taxonomy places the organism in Eukaryota, Bacillariophyta, Bacillariophyceae, Naviculales, Naviculaceae.